Molecule: messenger RNA, 1066 nt
Organism: Nerophis lumbriciformis (worm pipefish)
Lineage: Eukaryota; Metazoa; Chordata; Actinopteri; Syngnathiformes; Syngnathidae
Gene: bpgm
Product: 2,3-bisphosphoglycerate mutase
Biological process (GO): glycolytic process
Molecular function (GO): intramolecular phosphotransferase activity
Source: RefSeq, a predicted model, not a curated record
CAGACGCGUUCAUGGCCGGCCGAAUAUUGUCAACAUUGCAAGCGACCGUCGCAGCAACAUUCCGAGCGGCUUUAAAACCCACGAAGGGUUUGUGGUGCAGCAGAUGUCCAAGUACAGACUCUUCCUCCUGAGGCAUGGCGAGGGCGCGUGGAACCGCGAGAACCGCUUUUGCAGCUGGGUGGACCAGAAGCUGAGCGAGGACGGCGUGAAGGAGGCCCGGGACUGUGGCAGGCUCCUGAAGGAGCUGGGCUACAAGUUUGACGUGGUCUUCACCUCCAUCCUCAGCCGCUCCAUCCAGACGGCCUGGCUGGUGCUGGAGGCCAUGGGCCAGGAGUGGGUCCCCGUGGUCAAGUCCUGGAGGCUCAACGAGCGCCACUACGGCGCCCUGAUAGGCCUGAACCGGGGGGAAAUGGCCCUCCAGCACGGCGAGGAGAAAGUGAAAUUGUGGAGGCGGGGCUAUGACAUUACCCCGCCCCCCAUAGAGGAGCAGCACCCGUACUUCCACGAAAUCUACAACGAUCGCAGAUACACCACGUGUGACGUGGAGAUGGAGAAGCUGCCCCGCGCCGAGAGCUUGAAGGAGGUGUUGCUCAGGCUGCUGCCCUACUGGGAAGGCACGGUGGUGCCAGAAAUACAGGAAGGAAGAACGGUGCUCAUUUCCGCUCAUGGAAACAGCUGCAGGGCCCUGCUCAAACACCUGGAAGGAAUAUCGGACGAGGACAUCGCCAGCGUGACUCUGCCCACGGGGAUUCCCGUCUUGCUGGAGCUGGACAAAGAUCUGAGGCCCGUGAAGGCUCGCCAGCUGCUGGGAGACCAGGACAAGAUCCAGGCUGCCAUUAAAAAGGUGGAGGAUCAGGGGAAAGCCAAGGCAAGCACUUGAAACGCACGCCAGACCUUCUGAAGCAUACUUGCCAACCCUCCCGAAUUUUCCGGGAGACUCCCGAAAUUCAGCGCCUCUCCCGAAAAACUCCCGGGACAAAUAUUCUCCCGAAAAUCUCCCGAUUUUCAGCCGGAGCUGGAAGCCACGCCCCCUCCAGCUUCAUGCGGACCUGAGUGAGGACAGCCU